Molecule: messenger RNA, 660 nt
Organism: Hibiscus syriacus
Lineage: Eukaryota; Viridiplantae; Streptophyta; Magnoliopsida; Malvales; Malvaceae
Product: gamma-tubulin complex component 4-like
Exons: 4
Coding region: 331-600 (89 amino acids)
Molecular function (GO): gamma-tubulin binding
Source: RefSeq, a predicted model, not a curated record
GAGUUUUGUAAAAUGCUCGUAAAUGACGUUGAGAGUGGAAUACCUAAUAUUUGAUAACAGUUUGGUUGUUAGUCACUUGUUCAGUGCACAGAUGUCUUAUUUUCUUUUUCUAUUAAAAUUUUAUAAUCCUGUUAGUCUUUAAUAUCAGAGAUGUUAUAUUUUCUGGUUUAGGUAGAUGUGAUAGAAUCUCAAUGGACAGUUUUGCAAUCCCACAUUCAAAAUUCUCAUGACUUCGCUGAACUUGUGGGUUCCCAUCAAGAGUAUUUAUCAGCCUUGUUUUCUCAGUCUUUCUUGGACAUUGGGUCAGUGUCAAGGAUUCUGGGAAGUAUCAUGAUGCUUUGCCUUCAGUUCUGCAGGAACAUUGAGAAGCAAGAAAGCAGUGAAAACACAACUGAACUAGAACGGAUAACAGAGGAAUUUAACAAGAAAUCCAAUUCCUUGUAUACCAUACUGCGGAGUAGAAGGCUUGGUGGAAGCCAGCGAGCUCCGUUUCUAAGACGUUUCCUUCUGCGUAUGAAUUAUAAUUCCUUCUUUGAGGCAACCGCAAGGGGUGUGCUGAAUGUUGUUAGACCACGCCCAUCCAAUCACAAUAGCAUCUAAUAAUAUCAAAUUCAUUAUCUUUUGAUAACUGCAUGUUGACUGCACUGCCUACGCUUCACU